AUGCGGGGCGUGAUGACGGUGAUCCUCACUCUGUCAUCCGUGCUCUACUCUUGGUGGAACGGGAGGGCCCUGCACGGCCUCUUCCGUAGGGGGCUCGCGCUCAACAGGGGGAGAGAUCGGCCUCUGUGGUCCUGGUCCCAGGGGAUGCUGGUGUCGAGCGGCGUCUUUUACGCCGUCGCUGCGGGAAUGCUGGUCUUUGGGAGACCCGUGUUGUGGGAUUCAAAUGAUAUUAAAGAUCCUCUCUUUUUGCUCGUCGUGGGGUCGGGCUCGAUCGUCGCGGCCGCGCAGAUCGUGACUCAUCCCCUCCUCUACUCGUGGAUGUGCUGCGAGAUCGCCCUGUUUCAACGUCGCAUGACCGUGCAGGUUGAGCAAGGAGCGCUGAGACCCAUGGAUUGGCUGGACUCGAGGAAAGGGGUGGAGCGUCUCGCUAGGGAUCUGAACCGGAUCUACGGGCCCAUGUGCGCUCUCCAUCUCUUGAUGGAUGGAGGCCUCGCCAUCCUGUACGUGUACCUGCUGGCGGAGACGGCGCAGCUGGCGACGUGGUCGAUGUCGUCUGCUGCCUUGGCCGGUGUCGGCGUGGUCUGCCGCGCUGCCAUCGCCCUUCUUGGGUUCCCUCCCAUCGUCAUCUUUCACUUCUCGGCUUCUAGGGUGUACGCCCAGGACGAGCUGUUUUGGAGGGCCAUGUCGAACACCGCCAUCUUCUCGAAGAAAAGAGAAACCAUCGAGUCCAUUGACGAUCCUGUCGUCUCUCGCGCCAGUCUAAUUCACGAAUGGGAAAAACCCGAAUGUUAUUUGGCAAUGUUCUACAAAGCCAGGAUGAUUCGCUUCACCGCAUUCGGAUUCGCCGGAAUGGGGAAAGAAUCCUUCACAAUGUUGCUGGAAACAAUCUUGACGUACUCGGUCGUCAUGAUCUUCGAUGCAGUCCACUUCGUCAAGCACGAAGGAUGA
Messenger RNA from Darwinula stevensoni, 948 nucleotides. Lineage: Eukaryota; Metazoa; Arthropoda; Ostracoda; Podocopida; Darwinulidae. The record is from the annotation of a GenBank genome assembly.